Sphaeramia orbicularis (orbiculate cardinalfish) is the source of this 1421-nucleotide messenger RNA. RefSeq names its product choline-phosphate cytidylyltransferase B-like. Gene Ontology annotation, biological process: CDP-choline pathway. Gene Ontology annotation, molecular function: phosphatidylcholine binding; choline-phosphate cytidylyltransferase activity. The transcript is spliced from 8 exons. The record is from RefSeq and is a predicted model, not a curated record. Bases 288 to 1391 code for a protein of 367 amino acids. NCBI's taxonomy places the organism in Eukaryota, Metazoa, Chordata, Actinopteri, Kurtiformes, Apogonidae.
GAGGAAAAGUGAUAUUUCUUAAAAUCCAACCCUCCCUUGUAGUUGUGUGUGCAUUGUGACAGAGUUUACAUCUUUUUCUUGCUGCAGUGGGACAUGGAACAAACUGACUAUAUUGACUUCAAGUGUAAUCUGCAUCUUUACUCGCCUUUACCAGAGUGUCCUGAACUUUGCUCAGUCCCGUCAUCAGGGUCAGACAGACUGAUAGUACGUACACUUAAAACACACACUGGAGUACAACUCGCCGCAUGUGUUAGUGGAGCUGAAGAGCAGCAGGAAAAGGAUUAAGGAUGGCUGGAAAGAGACGAGGUCGAGGUGGCAACGCCCAGCAUCAACAUGCUCCACAGAAACAACGAGGAGGCCCCAGAAAGGCUUUAAAGGAGCCGGCUGCUUUUGCCAAGCCCACAGGUUGUGACUGGGAGAUCUCCGGAGAAAAGCUGACUAUCGCCCAAGCACGCAGGGGAACACCAGCUAAUCGUCCUGUGCGAGUCUACGCUGAUGGGAUCUUUGAUCUUUUCCAUUCGGGGCACGCUCGAGCCCUGAUGCAGGCCAAAAAUCUGUUUCCUAACACACACCUGAUAGUAGGAGUCUGCAGUGAUGAACUCACCCACAAGUACAAGGGCUACACAGUGAUGACCGAGGACGAACGCUACGAAGCCCUGAGGCACUGCCGUUACGUUGAUGAAGUCGUGCAGGAUGCUCCCUGGACCCUAACCCCGGAGUUCCUCAAAUUACACAAGAUUGAUUUUGUGGCCCAUGAUGACAUCCCGUACACCUCAGCUGGAUCAGAUGAUGUUUACAAGCACAUUAAAGAAGCAGGUAUGUUUGUGGCCACUCAGAGGACAGAAGGCAUCUCCACCUCUGAUCUGAUUACUCGUAUAGUCAGAGAUUAUGACAUCUAUGUCAGACGUAACCUGCAAAGAGGAUACACAGCCCGAGAGCUAAAUGUUGGCUUCAUUAACGAGAAAAAGUACCGGCUUCAGAACCAGGUGGACAAGAUGAAAGAGACGGUCCGCACAGUGGAAGAAAAGUCCAAACACUUUGUUUACAGAGUGGAGGAGAAGAGCCAGGAUCUCAUCCACAAGUGGGAAGAGAAAUCAAGAGAAUUCAUUAGUAACUUCCUGGAGCUUUUUGGACCUGAUGGAGCCUGGCAUGUAAUUCAGGAGAGGAGUGGACGGAUGCUUCAGGCCUUGUCACCUUACUCUUCACCCCGAGGCUCCCCCAGCAGCAGUCCCACCAGAAGACGCUCCAUUUCUCCAGACUCCUCUUCCACCCUCUCAUCUCCUUCAUCCUCCCUCACCCCUCCACAUUCUCCAUCAGCUUCUUCCCCACGUAAAAAGGGAACACAUUCAUCCCUGAGUGCUACUUCCACAUAUACCAGACAUGUACAGUGAGGUGCUGGUGCUUUUCAUCCUUAUCAGCCC